This is a messenger RNA of Ustilaginoidea virens, 1245 nucleotides long. RefSeq lists its product as uncharacterized. Bases 1 to 1245 code for a protein of 414 amino acids. The record is from RefSeq and is a predicted model, not a curated record. Gene Ontology annotation, biological process: maturation of 5.8S rRNA; maturation of LSU-rRNA. Gene Ontology annotation, molecular function: endonuclease activity. NCBI's taxonomy places the organism in Eukaryota, Fungi, Ascomycota, Sordariomycetes, Hypocreales, Clavicipitaceae. The transcript has 2 exons. Gene Ontology annotation, cellular component: preribosome, large subunit precursor; Las1 complex.
AUGGUGCAGUAUAUCCUCACUCCAUGGCGGAACCGCGACGAGCUUUGCCUAGUCCGCGAGCAGUUUUACGGCGGCACUCCCACUACCGCCACUGCCGCCACUGACCCCGAGCUGAGGGGCGAUCAGCGCCAGCGCCAGCGCCAGCACCAGCAAAGGACGACGCCGAGCCCCCUCAGGGAUUUGGAUUCGCAUGCCCGUCCCGAUGGCCAUGGCUAUGGCUGCGUGGUGGGACAGCAAGAGCCCGCAGGUAUUUGCGCGGCGACGCCUGGUGCGGCCGCCCCCGUCGUCGAUGCCUUGCCAGGCAACCUGCAUCAACAAGAUUAUGCAGCAGACAGCGACGUGAAUCGGCGUCAUGGGGAUAAGCGGCCGCCAGGUCAAGUCACCCCUCUGACGACAGGGACCAUGACCAUGACCGUCGCCGCGGCGGCGGCGGCGGCGACGACGGUAGAGGAAGGUGCGCAGCAGAGGAAGCACCGCCAGCGAAGAGCUGUCGCUCGUGUUUCCAUGUGGAUGCAGCGCGGGAAUUGCCCACACAUGGUGGAGUCGACGGCUCUGCUUAUGGCUGCCGUCUUGAGCGACGAGGAUGCCCUUGGUGAGACGCAUCAUGCUGGCUCGACUACCUAUGCUGUCCGAGCCGCAUAUUCGGCGGCAUUCAGUCGUUUCGUCACUGGGCUUUUGGACGGCCAUCAGGACAAACAACGCAAACAGAGCAUGUAUUCCGUUGCCAAGAACAUUGGUCUCCCUGCCACGUUUGUAGAGCUCCGUCACCAGGCCACGCAUGAGCAACUCCCGUCAUUAGCCAAGUUACGAUCUGCCGCCCGGAACGCCUUGGCCUGGAUCUGGGACUACUACUGGAAAGACUUGGAUGACCAAAGCCCAAGCCCUUCCAAGACGCUUGAUCCAUGCAGAGCAGCAGUACUGGACUAUCUUCACGGGGUGGACGAUGAACCUCGGAGAGCAAAGACGAUGAAGGACCUGCACCUGUACGACACGCGGCGGAUACUGGCUGUGAUUGGGGAGCUGCAGCACAGCUUACCUGGGAAUCAGGUGUAUCUGAGAUGCCUGAAGCUGUCCAAGGAGAUUAUGACGAGGCAGGAGGAGCAAGUCGACAAGCCGAGUCUUGUCCAACACGCUCUCGAAUCCGAUGGUGCGACGGCCAUGUCUGGCGAUGAAGACGCUGAAUCCAGCUCUGGAUGGUCGCUGUACCCGGGAGUAUGGAAGCCUAAGCCGAUUGGUAUGGUGUGA